CGGGCGUCCGGGCGGGGACCCGGCCCGCGACCGCGGCGCGGGGCGGCCGAGGCCCAGCUCCAGGACACACGCGCCCUGAGCCCGGGAGGCAUGCUGAAGCCGGGCUGCCGGCAGAAUGAGUGUGAAAGAGGCGGGCAGCUCCGGCCGCCAGGAGCAGGCGGCCUACCACCUGCACAUCUACCCACAGCUGUCCACCGAGAGCCAGGCCUCGUGCUGCGUGACCGCCACCAAGGACAGCACCACGUCAGAUGUCAUCCAGGACGCCAUUGCCAUCCUGCGCCUGGACGGCACCAAGUGCUACGUGCUGGUGGAGGUCAAGGAGUCGGGUGGCGAGGAGUGGGUGCUGGAUGCCAACGACUCACCAGUGCACCGCGUGCUGCUGUGGCCCCGGCGGGCUCAGGACGAGCACCCGCAGGAGGACGGCUACUACUUCCUGCUGCAGGAGCGCAACGCAGACGGCACCAUCAAGUACGUGCACAUGCAACUGGUGGCCCAGGCCACGGCCACCCGGCGCCUGGUGGAGCGCGGCCUCCUGCCACGGCAGCAGGCAGACUUUGACGACCUGUGCAACCUCCCCAAGCUGACCGAGGACAACCUCCUGAAGAACCUGAAGCACCGCUUCCUGCAGCAGAAGAUCUACACGUACGCGGGAAGCAUCCUGGUGGCCAUCAACCCCUUCAAGUUCCUCCCCAUUUACAAUCCCAAGUAUGUGAAGAUGUACGAGAACCAGCAGCUCGGCAGGCUGGAGCCGCACGUCUUCGCGCUGGCCGACGUGGCCUACUACGCCAUGCUCCGAAAGCGGGUGAACCAGUGCAUCGUGAUUUCGGGCGAGAGCGGCUCCGGCAAGACCCAGAGCACCAACUUCCUCAUUCACUGCCUCACUGCCCUCAGCCAGAAGGGCUAUGCCAGCGGUGUGGAGAGGACCAUCCUGGGCGCCGGCCCCGUGCUGGAGGCUUUCGGAAACGCCAAGACAGCCCACAACGACAACUCCAGCCGAUUUGGGAAAUUCAUCCAGGUCAACUACCUGGAGAGCGGCAUCGUGAGAGGAGCUGUCGUCGAAAAAUAUCUGCUUGAAAAGUCUCGCCUGGUCUCUCAGGAGAAGGAUGAGAGGAACUACCACGUGUUUUAUUAUUUGUUACUUGGUGUCAGCGAGGAAGAGCGCCAAGAAUUUCAGCUCAAGCAGCCUGAAGAUUAUUUCUACCUCAACCAGCAUAACUUGAAUAUUGAAGAUGGGGAAGACCUGAAGCACGACUUUGAGAGACUCAAGCAGGCCAUGGAGAUGGUGGGCUUCCUCCCUGCCACCAAGAAGCAGAUUUUUUCCGUCCUCUCAGCCAUCCUGUACCUGGGCAACGUCACUUACAAGAAGAGAGCCACAGGCCGAGAGGAAGGCCUGGAGGUCGGGCCCCCCGAGGUGCUGGACACACUGUCCCAGCUUCUGAAGGUGAAGCGAGAAAUCUUGGUGGAAGUUCUGACCAAAAGAAAAACAGUGACUGUCAACGACAAGCUCAUCCUUCCCUACAGCCUCAGCGAGGCCAUAACCGCCCGAGACUCCAUGGCCAAGUCGCUGUACAGCGCCCUGUUCGACUGGAUCGUGCUGCGGAUCAACCACGCCCUCCUCAACAAGAAGGACGUGGAAGAGGCAGUCUCAUGCCUGUCCAUCGGGGUCCUGGACAUCUUUGGCUUUGAAGACUUCGAGAGGAACAGUUUUGAGCAGUUCUGCAUCAACUAUGCCAAUGAGCAGCUACAGUAUUAUUUCAAUCAGCACAUCUUCAAACUGGAGCAGGAGGAGUAUCAGGAUGAGGGGAUCACGUGGCACAACAUCGACUACGCAGACAACGUGGGCUGCAUCCAUCUCAUCAGCAAGAAGCCCACGGGCCUCUUCUACCUGCUGGAUGAGGAGAGCAACUUCCCCCACGCCACGAGCCAGACCCUGCUGGCCAAGUUCAAGCAGCAACACGAGGACAACAAGUACUUCCUCGGCACCCCAGUCAUGGAGCCGGCCUUCAUCAUCCAGCACUUCGCAGGGAAAGUGAAAUACCAGAUCAAGGACUUCCGGGAGAAGAACAUGGACUACAUGCGGCCCGACAUCGUGGCCCUGCUGCGGGGCAGCGACAGCUCGUACGUGCGCGAGCUCAUCGGCAUGGAUCCCGUGGCGGUGUUCCGCUGGGCCGUGCUCCGGGCCGCCAUCCGGGCCAUGGCUGUGCUCCGGGAGGCUGGACGCCUGCGGGCCGAGAGGGCCGAGAAGGCCGCAGCAGGUACAGGCAGCCCUAGCGCCCGAGGUCACCCGGGAGAGCUGCCAAGAGGAGCCAACACCCCUUCGGAAAAACUUUACCGCUGCUCAAUGCUAGAUUUCUCAUUUGACGGCUCUGAGGAGUUCGAUAUUAACGCUUUUGAGGACAUCAUUGCUUUCUAUGAAAGCAAGAACGAUUUGCAUAACCAAAUCAUCAAGAGCAUCAAAGGACUGCCCUGGCAGGGCGAGGACCCCCGUAGGCUCCUGCAGUCCCUCAGUCGGCUCCAGAAACCCCGCACCUUCAUCCUGAAAAGUAAAGGUAUCAAACAAAAGCAGAUCAUUCCAAAGAACCUGCUGGACUCCAAGUCCCUGAAACUGAUCAUCAGCAUGACUCUGCACGACCGAACCACCAAGUCCCUGCUGCACCUGCACAAGAAGAAGAAGCCGCCGAGCAUCAGCGCCCAGUUCCAGACAUCUCUUAACAAGCUCUUGGAGGCGCUGGGGAAGGCAGAGCCCUUCUUCAUCCGCUGCAUCCGCUCCAACGCCGAGAAGAAAGAGCUGUGCUUCAACGACGAGCUGGUUCUGCAGCAGCUACGCUACACGGGCAUGCUGGAAACCGUGCGCAUCCGGAGGUCUGGCUACAGCGCCAAGUACACGUUCCAGGAUUUCACAGAGCAGUUCCAGGUGCUGCUGCCCAAGAGCGCGCGGCCCUGCAGGGAGGUCAUCUCCGCCUUGCUGGAGAAGAUGGGUGUGGACAAGAGGAACUACCAGAUCGGGAAGACCAAGGUCUUCCUGAAGGAGACGGAGCGGCAGGCCCUGCAGGAGACGCUGCACCGGGAGGUCGUGCGGAAGAUCCUGCUCCUGCAGAGCUGGUUCCGGAUGGCGCUGGACCGGCGGCGCUUCCUGCAGAUGAAGCGUGCGGCGGUCGCCGUCCAAGCGCACUGGCGGUCCUACCGGGUCCGGCGGGCGCUGGAGAGGACGCAGGCCGCCAUGUACCUCCAGGCCAUGUGGAGGGGCUACCGCCAGCGGCUGGCCUACAGGCGCCAGAGACAGAGCAUCAUCCGCCUGCAGAGCCUCUGCCGGGGCCACCUGCAGCGCAAGAGCUUCAGCCAGAUGGUCUCGGAGAAGCAGGAGGCAGAAGAGGAGAGGGAGGCCCAGCAAGCCGUGACAGCAGAGGCCGAGGAGGCCAGGCCAGGCCAGGCCCCUGUCAGGGAGCUGGCGGCCGAGCAGGCCCCGGAGCCCUUGGAGGACAGCUGGCACCCACUGUUGGAGUCGCAGGCCUUGCCGAGCGAUGGGUCCCCAGCAGAGCAGUCCACACCGGACAAGGAGGCCCUGAGUCUAGCGAAGGCUCUCCCGUCCCAGAAGAACGUGACGGCCGAAAAUCAUGAGAAAGUCACCAGCAGCCGGGAGAAGCGAGAGUCUCGUCGCCAAAGGGGACUGGAGCAUGUGAAGCUCCAGAACAAGCACAUCCAGUCCUGUAAGGAAGACAGUGCUCUCAGAGAACCUUCUGGAAGGGCCAUCCAGGAGCAAGGGGAGGGCCUCCCGGAAGACAAAAAGGAGAGCAGAGAAGAUGAAAGUCCUCCAGAUGCAGAGGCAGAGACUGAGGAUGAUUCUCGAAAGCAGCCUGUGGAGAGACCCCAGGCUACACCAGUCAGCGGGGUCUCCCCAGAAACCGAGAAGGCUCCCGAGAGUGGGAACCUAAGGCCUGGCCGCAUGGAACGGCCGACCAGCCUAGCCCUAGACAGUAGGGUGGGCCCGCCAGCCCCCGGCAGCACCCCGGAGACCCCCAAGGACGAGAGCAAACUAUGCGACAGCCCAAGAGCUCAGGACAAGUCCGAGAGCCCCGGAGGUUCCACCCAGAUCCAGCGGUGUCCGGACGCCGAGCGGCUCGCCCACGCUGUGGAACUGUGGCGCAGCAAGAAGCUGUUGGCUGCCACCACCACUGGCAGUGGCACCAUGCUUAGCCAGUCCCUGGACCUCAGUGAGAGGCACCGAGCCGUGGGGGCCACCCUCACACCCACAGAGGAAAGGCGCAUCUCCUUAUCCACGAGUGAUGUCUCCAAGCUCCUCCCGUCCCCAGCCAAGGCUCAGCCCGCAGCAGAAGCCACUGACAGGGAGCCCAGCUCGAAGAAGCCAGCCGUCCAGAAGAAGAAAUCGGGCGAGGUGUCCUCCGGCCCAGAUGCCGGGCUGUCGCCAGGCUCCCAGGUUGACUCUAAAUCCACGUUUAAGAGACUUUUCCUGCAUAAAACCAAGGAUAAAAAGUACAGCCUGGAGGGCGCGGAGGAGACGGAGAAUGCAUUCCCUGGGGUCCUGCUGGAGGCCACCACCAUGAAGAAGGCUCUGGAAGUCCCCUCCGGCCACCAGCACCGCUACAUAGCAGGUGAGAAGCACACCAAGGAGCUGGGAGGCAAAGGGAAGAAGAACCGAAACCUCAAGAUCGGCAAAAUCACAGUGUCGGAGAAGUGGCGAGAAUCGGUGUUCCGCAAGAUCACCAACGCCAACGAGCUCAAGUACCUGGACGAGUUCCUGCUCAACAAGAUAAAUGACCUACGCUCCCAGAAGACUCCCAUCGAGAGCUUAUUUAUUGAAGCCACUGAGAAGUUCAGGAGCAACAUCAAAACCAUGUACUCUGUACCCAAUGGGAAGAUCCACGUGGGCUACAAGGACCUCAUGGAAAACUACCAGAUUGUCGUCAGCAACCUGGCCACCGAGCGCGGUGAGAAGGACACCAACCUGGUCCUCAACCUCUUCCAGUCGCUGCUGGAUGAGUUCACCCGCAGCUACAGCAAGAACGACUUUGAGCCCGUGAAGCAGAGCAAAGCUCAGAAAAAGAAGCGGAAGCAAGAACGUGCUGUCCAGGAGCACAACGGCCACGUGUUCGCCAGCUACCAGGUGAGCAUCCCGCAGUCGUGCGAGCAGUGCCUCUCCUACAUCUGGCUCAUGGACAAGGCCUUGCUCUGCAGCGUGUGCAAGAUGACCUGCCACAAGAAGUGUGUGCACAAGAUCCAGAGCUGCUGCUCCUACAUGUGCGGGAGGAAGGGCGAGUCAGGUGCCGAGCACGGCCACUUCGGCGUGUGUGUGGACAGCCUAACCAACGACAAGGUCUCCGUGCCCAUCGUGCUGGAGAAGCUUCUGGAACACGUGGAGAUGCACGGCCUGUACACUGAGGGCCUCUACCGCAAGUCAGGUGCGGCCAACCGCACUCGGGAGCUCCGGCAGGCACUGCAGACAGACCCGGCGGCAGUGAAGCUGGAGGACUUCCCGAUCCAUGCCGUCACCGGGGUGCUGAAGCAGUGGCUACGGGAGCUGCCUGAACCCCUCAUGACAUUCGCCCAGUACAGCGACUUUCUCCGGGCCGUCGAACUGCCUGAGAAGCAGGAGCAGUUGGCUGCCAUCUACGCUGUCCUGGAGCACCUCCCAGAGGCCAACCACAGCUCCCUAGAGCGGCUCAUCUUCCACCUUGUCAAGGUGGCCCUGCUCGAGGAUGUGAACCGCAUGUCACCCGGGGCGCUGGCCAUCAUCUUUGCACCCUGCCUCCUGCGCUGCCCUGACAACGCAGACCCGCUGACCAGCAUGAAGGAUGUGCUCAAGAUCACCACGUGUGUGGAGAUGCUGAUCAAGGAGCAGAUGCGCAAGUACAAAGUGAAGAUGGAGGAGAUCAGCCAGCUGGAGGCGGCCGAGAGCAUCGCCUUCCGCAGGCUUUCGCUGCUGCGACAAAAUGCUUCACUCCUGUGUGGUCACCCGUGUUCAUCUCUCUCCCAGCCAUGGCCUCUCAAACUGGGGUUUUCGUCUCCCCAUGAGGGGGUCCUGAACAAGAGCCCCAAGGCCCGGGCGAGCCAGGGCAGCGGCCUGGAGGAGCUGGAGGUGCUGCCGGAGGAGGAGGUGGCCGGCGGUGAGGAGGACCGAGAGAAGGAGAUCCUCAUCGAGCGGAUCCAGUCCAUCAAGGAGGAGAAGGAGGACAUCACUUACCGGCUGCCAGAGCUGGACCCAAGGGGCUCUGACGAGGAGAACCUGGACUCAGAGACGUCCGCCAGCACCGAGAGUCUGCUGGAGGAGCGGGCUGGGCGGGGGGCCACGGAAGGUCAGUAUUAAGGGCCCCCUGUGCCUGCUCUCCCCUGCCCCAGCACGCCCGCCCCGAGCCCCCUCCCCACGGCGGGCGCCCCUCCACGACGAAGGCCUUCGUCCUUCGUAACGGUCAGAGUGAAGAUGCCCCGGCGGACCCCCAUAAUGCCCACGGCCAACAUCAAGCUCCCGCCGGGCCUACCCUCCCACCUGCCCAGCUGGCCACCAGGUGCCCGGGAGGCUUCUGCCCCAGUGAGGCGCCGAGAACCACCUGCCCGCCGCCCGGACCAGGUACACUCCGUGUACAUCACACCGGGGGCAGACCUGCCCGCACAGAUGUCUCUGGAGCCCCUGGACGAGGACAGCCGGCCGCCUGGGGCCAAGCGGAGGUACUCAGACCCCCCAAAGUACUGCCUACCCUCCACGUCGGGCCAGGCCAACGGCUGAAGGCCCACGGCUGCCAGAGUCUACGUGUCCAAGGCGGGCCCCUGGACUGGAGCUGCAAAGUGAGCAUUCGGCUCUCUGAGAAGGAUCCAGAACGAAAAGCUCCAAGAGCCGCUUGAGGUGGGCACCAGCUCCAAGUGCAGAGCCACGGCGGGGAGAGGCUGGCUGGGGCUGUGGGCCACCUGGCACCAAGGCCCCCACGCCACAGGCCCCCCAGAAGCAGCAGAUCGCGGCAGGCAGCCUCUCAUCUCUUCCCUUACUUUUUGUACGUUUUUGCAGUAACUGUUUGUUUGUAUGUGGUUUACAUAACUUUAAACUGUAACAGCCUUAACAGAAGACCAAAUCGUUUUUUAUAUGUGUAUGUACAAACUUUUCUAUUAACGCUGUGCGUCUCCCUUGUAAUCUGGACGUUAGUCGUCAGAGCAGAGGCCACUCGGCUGCUGUGCUUCUGGGGCUCAGACUCAUGCUGCAGUCGACAUGGGGAUGGUCAGCGUGCCUGGACCCUCCAGGAGGGUUUUAGACGCUUCAGGCGUCAGACCACCGCAAGUCUGUCUCCAACACGUGUCUCCAGUGGGCAGCCACCUGGCCCGUGUGCAUUCAAGGGGAUGCUGGAGCCUUCCAUGGGGGUUGUGGCUGUUGGCUGGAGCCAGGACAUGAGUCGGGGGCGGCCUCCACCCAGGGUACACGGACCUCAAGUGCCAGGGAGAGCCGAAUGUCGCCAUCACUCUGGACACCGCAGCCGGAGAAGGCCGCCCGUGGCUCUGUGCACCCCAGGUGACAGUACAAGAGCCAGUGACUCAGGACUGCUCACGGGUGGGGAGGGCAAGGCCUGAAGUUAGAUGUCCCUACAGGUCAACAGUGACAGCCUGGGGCUCUCUGGGAUGUGGCCCUUCUCUCAGGCUUGGCCCACUCCCCAGACACUUUGGACACAUGGCCACGGGUUUGGGACGGGGGCACCCUGCACAACG
Molecule: messenger RNA, 7704 nt
Organism: Propithecus coquereli (Coquerel's sifaka)
Lineage: Eukaryota; Metazoa; Chordata; Mammalia; Primates; Indriidae
Gene: MYO9B
Product: myosin IXB
Exons: 41
Coding region: 116-6322 (2068 amino acids)
Biological process (GO): Rho protein signal transduction; actin filament-based movement
Cellular component (GO): myosin complex
Molecular function (GO): ATP binding; protein binding; GTPase activator activity
Source: RefSeq, a predicted model, not a curated record